Messenger RNA from Onychostoma macrolepis, 2947 nucleotides. Its product is annotated as tripartite motif-containing protein 16-like. Bases 30 to 1673 code for a protein of 547 amino acids. The record is from RefSeq and is a predicted model, not a curated record. Gene Ontology annotation, molecular function: protein binding; zinc ion binding. The transcript is spliced from 6 exons. Lineage: Eukaryota; Metazoa; Chordata; Actinopteri; Cypriniformes; Cyprinidae.
UGUUUGUGUCUCUGUAUUCAAGCUGUAAAAUGGCAGAAGCCAGAAUUGCAGUGGAUCAGAAUGAGUUCUUGUGUGCAGUGUGUCUGGAUCUCCUGAAGGAUCCAGUGACCAUCCAGUGUGGACACAGUUACUGUAAGAGCUGUAUUACAGGCUUCUGGGAUCGGGAGGAUCAGAGGAGAGUCUACAGCUGCCCUCAGUGCAGACAGACCUUCAGUCCAAGACCUGCUUUAGCUAGAAACACCAUGCUGGCUGAAGUGGUGGAGAAACUGAAGAAGACCAAACUCUCUGCUGACUGUGACGCUGGAGCUGGAGAUGUGCAGUGUGACAUCUGUACUGGAAGAAAAUACAAAGCCGUCAAGUCCUGUCUGGUGUGUCUGGAGUCUUACUGUCAAACUCAUUUUGAGCGGCACGAAGAGUUUCAUUCACGUAAACCACACAAAGUGACUGAAGCCACUGGACGACUGCAGGAGAUGAUCUGCCAGAAACAUGAGAAGCUCCUUGAGGUUUUCUGUCGCACUGACCAGAAAUGUAUAUGUAUGCUGUGUACGAUUAUUGAACAUAAAAACCAUGACAUUGUACCAGCUGCAGACCAGAGGACAGAGAAACAGAAGCAGCUGAAGGAGACGCAGAAGACGUUCCAGCAGAGAAUCCAGCAGAGAGCGAAAGAUCUCCAGCAGCUGAGAGAGGCUGUGGAGUCUCAUAAGCGCUCUGCACAGACAGCAGUGGAGGACAGUGAGAGGAUCUUUACUGAGCUCAUCCGCUCCAUUGAGAGAAGCCGCUCUGAGCUGAUACGGCUGAUCAGAGAUCAGGAAAAGCAAGCAGUGAGUCGAGCUGAAGGACGACUGGAGCAGGAGAUCAAUGAUCUGAGGAGGAGAGACGCUGAGCUGGAGCAGCUUUCACACACACAGGAUCACAUCCAGUUCCUGCAGAGUUUCCAGUCUCUCUCAGCUCCUCCUGAAUCUACAGACGUAAAUGAUGAUCUCUUCAGUUCUCUCCGUUCAGUCUCUUCUGAUGCUCUGAGAGAAUCUGUCCAUCAGCUGAGAGACAAACUGGAGGAUUUCUGCAAAGAGGAGCUCAAGAAGAUCUCAGACAGAGAAACAUUCACCAACAUUGUUCCCAGAACCAGGAACCACUUCCUACAAUAUUCCCAUCAGCUCACUCUGGAUCUGAACACAGUGAAUAAACACCUCCGUCUGUCCAAGAGAAACAGAGUGAUUACUUUCACAGACACAGUCCAGUCGUAUCCUGAUCAUCCAGACAGAUUUGAUGGGUGGCCUCAGGUGUUGUGUAGAGAGAGUGUGUGUGGACGCUGUUACUGGGAGCUGGAGUGGAGUGCUGGUAAAAAUGGUUAUGUGUAUAUAUCAGUGUCAUAUAAGAGCAUCAGCAGCAAGGGAACGGGUGUUGAGUGUGUGUUUGGACGUAAUGAUCAGUCCUGGAGUUUGUACUGCUCUCCUGACAGUUACUCAUUCAAACACAAUAACAUACAGACUGCUCUCUCUGUAGAGUCCAUCAGCAGGAGAAUAGGAGUGUUUGUGGAUCACGGUGCAGGAACUCUGUCCUUCUACAGCGUCUCUGACACAAUGAGCCUCAUCCACACACUCCAGACCACAUUCACUCAGCCGCUCUAUCCUGGGUGUUAUGUUUAUAAAGAAUCAUCAGUGAAAUUGUGUUGAUGUAUCAGAAUAAACUGACGAGAGAUUCUACCCAUAAUGCUUUGAGCUGCAUGAUGAAUCAGUAACAGAGAGUGCUCUUUUGUCUUCUGGUGUCACAAGCUGCUGUUUUUAUUAUCAUGCAUUUAAUUGUUUAACACACAUUUAAUUGUUAACUGUUAAAGUUACAUCUUGUUAAUGAUUUAUGUUAAAUUGUGUGGUAACACUUUACCAUAAGAGUAAAUUAACAAUCAUUUACUAAUGCCUAAAUUAAUAUUUAAUUCAUCAAAUACUAGAUUAUUAAAGGUGUUAACUAAUCAUGAAUUAAUAAAGAGCUUUUCUCAACUACAACUGGAGUUAUAUGGAUUCACGCAUGAAUAACGGCAGCCUUAACUAUAUAUUAGUGCAUGUUUGGUAGUUAAUGCAUUAUUUAGGGGUAAACUAAAUCAAACAGCCUCUUUAAGAAAGAAUAAUGCCAUAAACAUUACUGGGUAACACUUUAUUUUGAUGGUCCCUUUCGAACAUUCUGUUGACACUAAGUAAUGUUGCAACUACAUGUCAACAAACUCUCAUAAGAGUAUUAGUAGACUGUCUGCUUCAUAUCUACUAACUCCAUAUUGUGUUGGUCUCCCAACAGAUAUUCUACUGACUAUAAGUAACUUUGCAAGAACGUGUCAACUUAAUCAAACCAAACCAGUCAACUAAUACACUACUAACAAUCUAAUGAGAGUUAGUAGAAAUGUAGGUGCAACAUUACUUAUAGUCAAUAGAAUGUGUUAAAGGGACCAUCAAAAUAAAGUGAAACCCAUUACUGUGUGGAAAAAGAUUAGUUGAUCCUCCUCAUCAAUUGUAGAAAAUACUAAAUACACGAAUAACUGAUCUUGUUUUGUGUUGUUCGCUUUCCCUUUAAACUCACCCUGCUGUGACUUAUAAACAGCUAAAUAAAAAUUAAAACUCAAAAUCCACAACGAACAUUUGUAGAACAAUCCUAAAGAAAUGUCCAGAAACAGUCGUGAUGAUACAGAACCUCCCCUCUCUGACUUCUUGAUAAUCAACACAUCAUCUCUUAACCGGGAUAAAUACUCGCUGUGUUACAUGUGUAUUUGAUAGGAAGUAUAAAAUAAAUCAUGAGCUGAAUUUAGUAAGUAGUUAACUGGGAGUUAAUUAUGAUUGGGCCCCCUCAAGUAAAGUCAUGUCAAAAUAAUGCAUUAACAAGCCACGAGUACAUAACUUUCAAAAGAUUAAUUAACUUAAUGAUUAAUUCGGUUUAAAAAAAGCAGCCGACUUUUAUUAGAUUA